AUGACAAUUGAUGAACAAUUAGUUUUAUACAGAGAGCGAUGCCCAUUCCGGGUAUAUAUUCAUUCAAAACCAAGGAAAUAUGGAAUUAAAAUUUGGGCAAUAUGUGAUAGUGAAACAUCUUAUGCCUACAAAAUGCAAAUCUACACUGGGGAAGACCGAGUAAAAGUGAGAAAGACAAAUCAAGGUUCAGGAGUUGUUGAAGACCUAGUAAAAGAACUUGAAAAUACAGGUCGCAAUUUAACUUGUGACAAUAUUUUUAGAAGUCUAGGAUUUACUCGAAAGUUACUUAGCAAGAAAACUACUCUAGCUGGAAUAAUUAGAAAGAACAGAGUUGAACUUCCAAGUGCUUUCACAAAUGGAAAAGAAAAAGGAUUCUAUGAUCCCAUCUUAUUGUCACAAGAAAAAAUAUAUUGUCACACUUAUGAGUACAAUGCACUCUCAGCCAUCAAUUGA
Octopus sinensis (East Asian common octopus) is the source of this 453-nucleotide messenger RNA. RefSeq lists its product as uncharacterized. The coding region runs from base 1 to 453 and encodes 150 amino acids. NCBI's taxonomy places the organism in Eukaryota, Metazoa, Mollusca, Cephalopoda, Octopoda, Octopodidae. The transcript has a single exon. The record is from RefSeq and is a predicted model, not a curated record.